This is a messenger RNA of Myotis lucifugus (little brown bat), 621 nucleotides long. It is a transcript of the gene FIGLA, whose product is annotated as folliculogenesis specific bHLH transcription factor. The record is from RefSeq and is a predicted model, not a curated record. Gene Ontology annotation, molecular function: RNA polymerase II transcription regulatory region sequence-specific DNA binding; DNA-binding transcription factor activity, RNA polymerase II-specific; protein dimerization activity. Gene Ontology annotation, biological process: regulation of transcription by RNA polymerase II; developmental process. NCBI's taxonomy places the organism in Eukaryota, Metazoa, Chordata, Mammalia, Chiroptera, Vespertilionidae.
AUGGACAUGGUGCCCGGCUUGCUCGUCACCCCGAAGGCCGAGGUGCUGGAGGACCUGCUGCGGGAGCAGUUCGGGCCACUGCCCCAGCUGGCCGCCAUCUGCCGGCUCAAGCGGCUGCCCUCGGGCGGCUACUCGUCCACCGAGGACCUGCAGUUGGUGCUGGAGCGACGGCGCGUGGCCAACGCCAAGGAGCGCGAAAGGAUAAAAAAUCUCAACCGUGGUUUUUCCAAACUGAAGGCAUUGGUGCCAUUUCUUCCUCAAAGCAGGAAGCCUAGCAAAGUUGAUAUUCUUAAAGGUGCAACUGAAUACAUACGAGUCCUCGGUGAUGUUUUGGGAAGAGCCAAAGACUCCGAGAAAGAAAACCCAGAUCAUCAGAACUAUAUCAACAGUACUUCCGAACCACGUAUAUCCACGGCUAAAGAGCAAUUGAGGAACAGCACUCAAUGUGAUGUGGGCUUGAAGAAUGAGGAGGAAGGGCCCUGGGCAGAUGGUGGCAGUGGUGAACCAGCAUGCACUUGUCGCCAGAGCGUGAUGUCUACAACUGGAGACUCCCCUACCAGGAGUAUGGAUAGAUUCCCAGAAGUAGAACUCCUGAGCCAUGGUUCCAAAUAUGAAAAGUGA